Prorocentrum cordatum is the source of this 998-nucleotide messenger RNA. Lineage: Eukaryota; Dinophyceae; Prorocentrales; Prorocentraceae. The record is from the annotation of a GenBank genome assembly.
GAUGGAGAUGGUGCUGCCGCCAACGGAGCUGGCGCUGGGGGCUCUGGCACUGGCGACACGGCUCAGGGUGGGAAGGAUGUUGCAGCGACAGAGGCGGACAUCAACUCGGAGCAUCGGCGAAAGGGCCUGCAAUUCGCAGAGUCCGCCUUCUUGCCGCACUUGGACUGCAUGCGCAUCAUCAUGGUGCCCAUCAUGCAGAUGUUCAGGGCCUUCGACGAGCUCGGGGGCGACGCGUGGGAGGAGCGCCAGAGGUUCUUAGAGGCAGACGCCCUUCGACGAGGCGUCUCUUUGGACGUUGCAGGAAAUGUUCGGACCUACCGCAUGGUGGUGUGCGCCGAAGGGACAAUUGAGAAAGAGUUCUUCACGAAGCUCAAGUUCUUGUGCACAGAUGGUCUUGCUGCCGCGCUGGCUGCGGACAAGGAUUGCUUGGCUGACGACUUUUGGAAAGAUUUCAAGCGGGACAACCCUGAUCUGUCAUCGCCUAUUGCAGUGGCGCGCCUGGCACUUCUUGCGUUGAUGGCGAUCCCGAGCAUUGUCAGGAUUGAGGCGCUGCACGGGUCCAUUCGGCAGAUACUCAGGGUCAUGUCGUUUACCAAUGUUGCUUCAUUCUUGGAGGCGUCGGCGGCUUUCCUGCAGAAACGGCUCAGGGCGCGCGAACGCAAACUGCCGCUCGUCCGCGAAUGCUGGAUCCCGAACGCUCGCAUUCACAAGCCCGACAGCUUCGAGCCGACUCAGAAGAAACGCCGUGGUGGAGGAGGGGCGUGGCGCGCCUUCGUCUCCAUGAGCGAUAAGGGUUUCUACAGGGACUUCGCGGCACUGGCCGAGAGGUACAGGAACAUGACGGAAGGGCAGCGGGCUGAGGACAUCGACGGCUCCGACUCGGCGUCCUUGUGUACUUUGGCUGGCGCAGUGGCCACGCGCAGCGAGACUUGGAGUGAGGGCGAGAAGCUUGCCAGACAAGCCAAGCAGGCUUUGUCGUGCAGAUCGUCCUUUCAGAG